AUGGAAUGGAGAGAUAUAACAAUACAAGAUUUGGAGAGAAUGAUUAGUAAAGAAGAUUGGGAAAAUAAACUAGAUGAAGUACAAGUAUCUAAAAAUGACUUGAAUAACCUUGUAAUGAACUAUUUAAUCAUUCAAGGAUACAAAGAAGCAGCAGAGAUGUUUCAAAAUGAAUCUGGUACCAAAGCAACUGUGGAUUUGAUAUCGAUUGUUGAUCGUAUGGCAAUCAGAUCGGCAAUACAAAGAGGUGACAUUGAACAAGGUAUAGAGAUUGUCAAUGACUUGAACCCAGAGAUACUCGACACCAAUCCUCAACUAUACUUUCAUCUUCAACAACAAAAACUAAUCGAAUUGAUUAAAAAGGGUAUGAUCUCUGAAGCUCUAACAUUUGCACAGGAAGAAUUGGCUCCACAAUGUGAAGAAAAUCAUAAAUUUUUAGAAGAAUUGGAAAAGACUAUAUCUUUGUUGGCAUUUGAUGAUAUUGCCAAAUCACCAUUAUCAUCAUUGGUUGAAGCAUCACAAAGACAAAAGACAGCGAGUGAAUUGAAUGCGGCCAUUCUUGUUAGUCAGAGUCAUGACAAAGAUCCCAAAUUACCAACCAUACUCAAACUAUUACAAUGGGCUCAAAAUAAUCUAGAUGAUAAACUGACCUUUCCAAGACUCAAUAUUAAUAAUAACGCUGAACUUUCUACGAUUGAUAAUAAUUCAGAUUCUGAUUCAAUGAUUGAAUAA
Molecule: messenger RNA, 729 nt
Organism: Cavenderia fasciculata
Lineage: Eukaryota; Evosea; Eumycetozoa; Acytosteliales; Cavenderiaceae
Product: UPF0559 protein
Exons: 4
Coding region: 1-729 (242 amino acids)
Biological process (GO): proteasome-mediated ubiquitin-dependent protein catabolic process
Cellular component (GO): cytoplasm; nucleus
Molecular function (GO): protein binding
Source: RefSeq, a predicted model, not a curated record